AUGUUGCCUACUCCUCUUGUUGGUGCAUACCAGCAAUACAAAGCCGACACGGACGCAGUUGCAGCCUGGCUUGCCUCUACUGCUUCAGCACACGGCUACUUUUUGACCCAACCGCAAGACGCGGAAACGACAAGUAGCAAGGCGGCGGUGACUGGCAGGCUGAAGGGCAAGGCCCGAAAGGAUGCCAAACGAGCUGCAGAGAAUCAAGGCCAGGUUCACCGAACAUAUCGUAUCGCAAUAAGGGACUUUGUUGUCCUUGCAGAACACAUUGCCAGCAAAAAUGUGUCGGUACCUUUUUCGUUUGCCUCAACCCUGGACCGUCUUAUCAGGGUCCGUCAGAGUUUUGGUCGAAGAUUAGAGAAGCAUGGAAGUUUGUUGAACGAGUCAUUGGAUCGUAACCAUUCAUUCUUUGUCUCCAUCCUUGAAUCGGUACGCGAGACGCUUCGGCCUUGGUUCCAGAUGUCGCCUCAAACCAGUGAUCCAACGGAGCCGACAGACCGCCUGGGGGAGGCCACCAACCGCUUCGCCCGACUUUUUGUGCACGAGCCAUCAGAGCAUUUCCUCGACGCCCCUGACACUGAGCGACCAAAACCGGCACUCGGCGAUACUGCUGUAUAUCAGGCUGAACGCUUGAUUACCGCCAGAGAAGCACAAAUGGCAUUUCUUCUGGUCAUGGAUGACCUGAACCAUAUCCGUCAUCGCCUCGACUGGAUCUGGGAGAAUUACAAAAACAAGGUGUUUGACCUGAUAACAUCAGCCAUUGCCACCAACACGGCUGUCGAACUGGCCCGUAACAUCAUUGAUGGGAUCGUUCCUCUAAUCGAAGCCACUGGUGGCUUAGAGAACUGUAUCAACAUGACUUUGGGAGUACAGUUGCAGCAAGCGUCAGAACCCUACACACAAUCUGACUACGAAAAUAAUACAGAGACAGAUCCUGGAUACCCCUACGUUCAUCAUAAGCACUACCGCUUAAGCGUUGACACUUAUUAUUCGGCAUACUCGCUGGUGGACAGAUUUCGCGAGAACACGCGCCAUAAUAAAAUGGUCACUUUCACUGAGAAAGUGCUCCCGUAUGCCGAGGACAGUGAUCGUGCUACAAAGACGGGAGAUCAGCAAUAUGCCGAGGACGAGGAGCUGCUGGCUCACUUCCUUGUUGAGGUUAAGAAUAUGGAAAUUACCAAGGUGCGGCAUCAAGUAUGCGACGAGAUAAUUCAUGGGAUGCGGGAAAUGCAUCGCACCGGUGAUAUUCCGUUUCACUUGGUGUUUACAGCACAGGUGUUUCUUGACAUUCAUCAAACUCUACGCAGCGAUGUGCGUAGAGCAUUCGAUACCCUUGAAACCAAUCUCAAUCACAUGAGGGUCGACAUGGUACAGCAUCUCGAGCUGCAUGGCAGUACCUACGCAUCCCAGGAAUGGAUGAAGGCGGCCCCCGACUUCAUGUCCGAGACCAUCAGGAGCAUCGACAGAGCUCUCGCUGACCCACUGUAUGAAGUGAGGGCUAAGUCCCAUCUGUUCUAUGGGUGGGAAGUGCCGGACACCAAGCUGCGCAAUAAGAUGUUGAAAAUGUCGCCUGUUCUCAGUGGGCUAGUGUUGUUCUCCUUCACGAUCAAAUAUCAGACAUACGGCCUGCAGGUCGAACAAUACUGGAAGACCGUCAUGUGCGCUGCGCACCUACACAAUGCCCUCCAUAGUGAGAAAUUGGUAACAACCAAGUGGCAUGAUAUGAUGAUGGUGCGCGCUUUGUUUGAGGACAGCAACUUCUUUGUGGGUUCCCCACCAACGACCCCCCAGCAGUAUUUCAGCAGGUUUCACCUUCGUUGCGGUGUCUCGGCCACCUUGUUCAGCACCAACCCGCGCCUAACUUCCAGGCCAGCAGUAGCAAGAAAACCUCGAAAGAUACAGAUUGCCGACAUUGCACCCGUCUCGAACUUGUUUCUGCACCGCUUGAUUUAUUCAACUGGCCCAAGUAAAUGGACAGCGGAAAUCAUAGACCAAGUCAACAAGCUGAGCCGUUACCAGUACCAGGGGAAAGCACCAACAGGUCUUGCCUUUACCAACUCUGAGGAUCUGUCAAAGUUCCUAGAGAUCAAUCAAACAUUGCUGGACAGCAAGACACGACGCCGACCAAACAGGAUCAACGACCCAGAGAUAACCCCAGAUCAAGUGAUAUUCAAGCUGGUACACGUGCUUAACAAUGAAAAGCUCAGCAUGGCAUUCCCAUGGCUCAAGAUGCACCGCUCUUGCUGGAACUUUCUUCAGGCCAUAAAACCAAAGGCAGAUGAGAGCUUCCAUCAGCAAGGCUCUGGCUCUCCGUUGCUACGAAAUUGGGUUCUGCCCUGGAUAUUCGUGCGCGCCAAGGAAGGAGAUAUGUCAUUGAUGCAAGUGGUGGCGGACAUUGCGCGUGACCACUACAAGAGCUCUGGGUCCGAAACCUUCCAGGAGCUCACCGAGAGAGGAUUGAGCAUAUCAGUUGUGAUCAAGGACCAACAGGAAAGAAAAGAGUACGAAAAGAUGUUUCCUUCUGGAUUUUGCCCGCCCGGAGUACAUGGCAACUUUUUGGCCCUGGCCAGAGAAUUGUAA
Molecule: messenger RNA, 2580 nt
Organism: Pestalotiopsis fici W106-1
Lineage: Eukaryota; Fungi; Ascomycota; Sordariomycetes; Amphisphaeriales; Sporocadaceae
Exons: 4
Coding region: 1-2580 (859 amino acids)
Source: RefSeq, a predicted model, not a curated record